AUGGCGACGGCGAUACUCUCCCCUCGCGAUUGCCUGCAAAGUCGGUUCCUCCGGGAAGCUUUCGCGCUGCGAUCUUCACCUCGCGUGGCGAGGAAUGAUGCUUUCGCGAACCCUAACCCUAGGGCCGAAUCUCGCAGGCGGAAGAGGAGUCCCAUGGGGAGCCAGAGGGAUAGGGCAGCGUCGCGAUCGAAACAGUCGCUGGUGGCGAAGCUUCCCGGGAAUAAUCUCGUGAUGGGACAGGUGAAGAUAUUGAAGCGCGGGGAGUUGCUCGACUCUGUUGAAAAGAGUGAGGAUGAGAAGGAGGAGGGGAAGAAGUUGGUGGAUUUGCGAUUGGGAUCGACGGAUCGGUUCGGGCCGGAGCCGGAGACGGUUCGGAAGGAGGUUAGGGUGGAGGAGUUUAAUAAAGCCGUGGAUGUGAUGUAUGCAGGUUCGGCGUUUUUCACCUCGCCGCCUCCGAGUUCGCUACCUGUGCCGGCUUUUUUGGGGAAAGGUGGGGUUGGGGAUGCUAAUACUGAUCUCCGGCGAUUACUGGGGCUGAAUCUGGUUUAA
Molecule: messenger RNA, 549 nt
Organism: Linum tenue
Lineage: Eukaryota; Viridiplantae; Streptophyta; Magnoliopsida; Malpighiales; Linaceae
Source: the annotation of a GenBank genome assembly